Seriola dumerili (greater amberjack) is the source of this 684-nucleotide messenger RNA. Its product is annotated as fibroblast growth factor 20-like. Gene Ontology annotation, biological process: regulation of cell migration; cell differentiation; positive regulation of gene expression. Lineage: Eukaryota; Metazoa; Chordata; Actinopteri; Carangiformes; Carangidae. Gene Ontology annotation, molecular function: fibroblast growth factor receptor binding; growth factor activity. Bases 1 to 684 code for a protein of 227 amino acids. The transcript is spliced from 3 exons. Gene Ontology annotation, cellular component: cytoplasm. The record is from RefSeq and is a predicted model, not a curated record.
AUGGGGGCAGCAGCCGAGGUUGGGAGCUUCGGCAACGGAUUUCUGGACAGCUUUGGUCCCGCGGGUGCCGCUCCGGCUCCCGUUGGCUCUCAUUUCGUUCUCACCCCAGCCGGGGCGGUGGACUACAACUCGGUAACCGGACUGAUGAUGGGGGGACAGGGGCAGCAGCAGGAACACAUAGUGUCCGCGGAAAGACUGUCCCGGAGCCUGGCGGACCUCAGCCAUCUGAAGGGGAUUCUGAGGCGGCGGCAGCUCUACUGCAGGACCGGCUUCCACCUGGAGAUCCGUCCCGAUGGCACGGUGCAGGGCACGAGGAAGGACCACAGCAGAUUCGGUAUUCUGGAGUUCAUCAGUCUAGCUGUGGGACUGGUCAGUAUCAGAGGGGUGGACAGUGGCCUCUACCUCGCCAUGAACAGCAAGGGAGAACUGUACGGAUCGGAGAAACUGUCAGCAGAAUGUGUUUUCAGGGAGCAAUUUGAAGAAAACUGGUACAACACCUACUCCUCCAACAUCUACCGGCACGGAGAAAAAGGUACAUUUUACUUUGUUGCUCUGAACAAAGAUGGGACGUCCCGGGAUGGAACGAGGUCAAGGCGGCAUCAGAGGUUCACUCACUUUUUACCGAGGCCUGUAGACCCGGAUAGAGUACCGGAGCUGUACAGGGACAUACUGGGCCAGAGCUGA